Molecule: messenger RNA, 801 nt
Organism: Parasteatoda tepidariorum (common house spider)
Lineage: Eukaryota; Metazoa; Arthropoda; Arachnida; Araneae; Theridiidae
Source: RefSeq, a predicted model, not a curated record
AUGAUUGAAGAAACAACGAGUUUACCUGGGGUUUUUAAACUACGAGGAUGCAUGGAUUUCUAUUUGCCAAAACGAUAUGUAUUUGUUUUUCUUACACUGAUGGGCUCAAUCAUUGUCUAUAUAAUACGAGCCGCGGUCAGCAUAUCGAUCGUGGCAAUGGUCAAUCAUGCAGACGAGAUAUUUAAAAACAAUACUGUAAAUGAAUGUCCAGUGAAUUCGUCACAAAUGAUUCGCAAUGAGUACAAAGGUAAACAGUAUGAGUGGGAUGUCAGACAGCAGUCACAUUUUCUUGGUUGUGUUUCUUACGGUAACAUUGCAACACAAAUCCUUGGAGGUAUCUUGGCUGAAAAAUUUGGCUUCAAGUUCGUUUAUGGUGGCGGUAUACUUAUGACAGGAAUAAUUACAUUGCUGAUUCCUGUAUUCUCAGACUUGGGUUUCACCGCAGUUAUUGUUAUUCGGGUAAUCCAAGGCUUAGGCGAGGGCUUAACUUUGCCAGCAAUUAACGCAGCGAUCAGUAUAUGGUCACCCAUAAAUGAAAGAAGCAGAGUUUCAGCGAUUAUUUUUUCAGGUCUGCAGAUUGGCUUAGUUAUUGGCAUGCCGAUUUCAGGAUUACUUUGUUCAACAGACUUCUUAGGUGGAUGGCCAUCUGUAUAUUAUGUUUUCGAAUUAUAUACGAUAGUUGAAUUCACACUCCUCAUUCCAGUAGAACAAGAAUCAUUGACUGUGGUCAGUGCGCUGGUGGGUGAUCACUUUGAUCACGCUUCGAAGGGACCAAAGGAGUGUGGUAUCGCUCCUCGUUAA